AUGGAAUGUCAAAACACAAAUUGUUGCGAAGAAAACUUAAUGGCUGAAAGAGACGAACUUCGACGAAUAUUGUGUGAAAAACGGGAAUGUAUGAAUGAAGUUCAACGAGAGCAUACGUGCAAUUUUAAUGAAUUAAUAAAUAGAAAUAAUACGUUACAUCAUGACUAUAAUAAAUUAAAACAAGAGCUAGAGAAACUCGAAAACGAACAUGAUCAAUUGUGUUGUGAGAUUAGUCAGAUUGAUAAAAAACUAGACGCACAGAAAGAAUCCGUUAACAUACUAAAAUGCAUUGAAUCGGCCAAAUUAAAGGAUGCAGAAGGACUACAAAAACAACAUUCUGAUACGUUGGAGAUGAAACAACUGUUUCUCGAUAAGAUAUGUACAGCACAAUUGGAACAAAAAGACAUAGAUAAAGAAAUGGUUUGUGUCCAAAAAAAAUUGGCUGAAAUAAUAACUCAACACACUGAACUGGAUAAAACUAUGUGUAUGGAACAAAAUCGAAAAGAAUGUUUUAUAUCGUCAAUAAACGAGUUAAAAAUUAAAAUUGAAAAACUCAACAGGUUGAUCCAAGUCGAGAAUACGAAACUGCAGACGCAGUUGAGUGAAAAGUCAGCGGAAGUAGAUGUGGUUAAACAAAAAAUAAAAUGUAAAGAAGCGGAAAUCAAAGUACUCAAAAAUCUAGUUAAAGAAUCAGAAGCAGCGUUGAAAACUAUUCUGGAUAAUUCUCGCAAAGAAAAAUGUAAAUUAGAGAUGGAAGCUUGUAAGCUUAAUAAAGAGAUUACUACAAUAACGUCAAACCUUGUCGCUUCCAAGACAAAAUUAUGCGAAACACAAAAAGAAUAUACUACUCUAGAAAAUCAUAUAAAUGAACAAAAAGAAGUAAUAACGGUGUUGGAAUCGACGAAAGAACAGUUACUACAGAAAUUUAAAAAAAUUAAGGAGGCGAAAGAAUCGACGACAGCAAUGAUGACAAAGUUACGUGGAUUGCGAGAGACAGAGAGGAAAAAUUUUGAAACGCAAUCGGCAUUCAAAAAUAAAGAAAAAUGUCAACUCAAUGAGCUAAUUAAAAAUCAAUUGGAAGAGAUAAAGGAAUUGCAGAGACAAAUAUUUGACAUGAAAAUUGGUCAGUGUGUGACAAUGGAUAAAACGGCAGACGCAUCACCGUUGGGAUCAUGCAUUACAAAGGUGUUAAGGGAUAAAGGAAACAAAUAA
Molecule: messenger RNA, 1212 nt
Organism: Sipha flava (yellow sugarcane aphid)
Lineage: Eukaryota; Metazoa; Arthropoda; Insecta; Hemiptera; Aphididae
Product: probable DNA double-strand break repair Rad50 ATPase
Exons: 1
Coding region: 1-1212 (403 amino acids)
Source: RefSeq, a predicted model, not a curated record